AUGGAGGCUGAAAAGAAGAGUAAGACGAAGGGAGAACAAGAGAAAGGAGUCAAUAAAAAUCAGGUACAAGACCAUGGUAAAUCAGCUGCACAGGCUCCACAGCAAACUGAGCAAAGAGAAGACUGCAGACUUGGAGAAAUCACUACCCAGGUCCAGAUUCACCAAGAGCAGGAAGUUGGUGAUCAAGAAGAGCACUGGCAGUUCCAACGAAAGAAGCAGAACAAAAAUCAGGAACAAUUUUAUCCCAAGACUGCCUGGAGACCUGUCUCACCACAAAAAAAGGAGCCAAGAACAGCAAGCAGCAGGAGACACAACCAUCAGGAACUUCAAGAUACAAACAAUGAUGAGGAAGGUAACAGCAACAGGACAGUAGGGCAAGGACAUCAGACAAUGCAAGGAUCAGAUAAGGAUCCAUCUAUAAUAAAUCUUAACAAUAACACACCAAGAAAGCAGGUUGUAACCACUGAAAGCCAUAACACCCCAGGUAUUGACUCUCUAAUCCUAACCCCUAAUCCCCAGCAUACUACUGAUAUUAAUGCUGCUGAGGAAGCUGAUGGAGGUAUGGAAGGGAGGGUACAGGAGACACACACUAACUUGCAGGAAGGGGUAUCCAAAGGGGGGGGGGAAUUGACUCAUGUUCUGCAUGAGGUUGAGACCUAUGACCAUAGGAUUGACUCUAGAGCCCCUGCUACCCCUAUCUCCAUGCAAAGGAAAGCUGAUCAAUAUACAACUCAGGAAAGGAAAAAGAUGACUACUGAACCAGAACAACAGAGAGACAGAACCAACAAUAAAUCAGGAGGAAAGCUGAGUAAAAAGAAAAGAGAUGCAAUGAAAAAGAGGCAAGGAAAAAGAGGUGAUCUGGAACAGGGGUUAACAGAAAAAGGUCAGCAGCUAGAGAAACAGACAGAAACCAAAGUCAAGAAGGGGAGACCCAUACAAGAUGAUUAUGGAGCUCUGAACUCAGAAGAUGAGCUAGAUCCUGAUAAUCAAUCCAUAGAUGAAUAUGAUGAAGAGGAGGAGGAAACCAACAAUCUUCUAAUUCAAGCAUUUGGCUCAACCUUUAACACUGAAUGGUCUGAAGAGGUCCAGGAACUCACUGAGCAGCAAGGCUUGUCUCCCAGAGGGAGGAAGCAAAACAGAAACACCAAACAGCAGGCUACCACCAGUAUCUCUGCCACUGCUAGCAGGCCCAUCACAAGGUCCAAAUCCAAAGGUUUUUGA
Messenger RNA from Solanum tuberosum (potato), 1221 nucleotides. RefSeq lists its product as uncharacterized. The transcript has 2 exons. The record is from RefSeq and is a predicted model, not a curated record. The coding region runs from base 1 to 1221 and encodes 406 amino acids. Lineage: Eukaryota; Viridiplantae; Streptophyta; Magnoliopsida; Solanales; Solanaceae.